GCUGCCUUUCUUUCCUCUCAGCAUGGUAUAUAUACAUUGAAUGCAUUUCUGUUCACUUGCACCUCAGUUGGAAAUUGCAAAACAGCUUUACAGAAGGAGAAACGUUGCAGAAUUUGGACUAGUGCAUGUUUUAGUACAAGUUCGCCAUUUUCGUCUCGACAUGUUCUGGAAAAUGUACCUAAGAAACAGUCAAAACUCACUCUUGUCUCUUCAAAAAGCACCAGAAUGACACGAGAAAGACGUGAAAGCCUCUCAAGUAACGACUUGAUUACUUCACGUCAUUGCAAGAGAAACUGAACUAGCUUCUCACAAGGCUUUUCAUUCCAAUUUCAAGAAAUAGAAGGGUUAAGUUAAGACCACAAGGCUUUUGAAUCGAAAGAAACACUGCAGAGGAAGCAAGAAGUGUUACGUUGCAGACGGACAUAGCCACUGCAACGAGAACACCUGAAGCUCGUCAAACUACAAGGACAGUCUCCGAAAAAAGGUCUGAGCACUGACCAGCGUCGCUGAUCGGGAACUAACUUUACUCUCACAAACUUCCCGUGUAUAUGACACAGAAAAUGGAUGAGCAAAUCACAAAUACAGGUCGAGGGCAAGCAGCAAACAUGAGAAUAUGUGCUGGAUGUGGUGAUAAAAUUAUAGACCGAUAUUUACUUCUGGCUUUGGACCAAUAUUGGCAUAUGAACUGCUUGAAAUGUUCGUGUUGUGAGGCCCGUUUGGGCGAAAUCGGGACGUCUUGCUACGCUAAAGGAGGGAUGAUUCUUUGUAAGACAGACUACGUAAGAUUGUAUGGCACUAGUGGAGCAUGCGCAGUGUGUGCUAAGCUUAUACCAGCCACAGAACUAGUGAUGAAGGUCCUAGGAAAAGUAUAUCAUCUGCAUUGUUUUACGUGUACAACAUGUCACAACCAGCUCGUGUCGGGCGAUAGAUUUCAUGUUGUCAAUGGAAGACUCUUCUGCGAAAACGACGACCCGAAUCUCCUUAAACAACUGCACGCGGCCAAGCAAACGGUUUGCUGAUAAAAGGAGUUCUAGACAGAUUUAUUCUUAAAGCAAACGAAGGCCGUUCUAUUCCCCACGUCAGCACAGAACGGAGGUGUUCUAGAUUCUAGUGGAUUCGUUUCUACUCCUUCUAGUCACAACUUAAAUCUUUCAUGUCAAGUCCGCUUCAAACACUGACGCCUUUAGCAUGCGUUAGAAUCACAGAACACAUGCUAUAUUUUUAAAUUCAUAGCAGAAAUAUUUCAAAGAAACAAAACAAAAUCCAGAUUAAAUAUAUAAUGUGUUAAGUGCUUAAUGCCGAGAGAAUGGAACAGCGCUGUGUCUGGUUGUGAGAUGCUAUGAAAAGAUUAAUGCGAUAUACUGUUUGGUCAUAAUGCUUCAUAAAAGAUGGUAUAGCUGUUGUGGACAGAGAUAGAUUGAUUGAUUGAUAAAACUUGGACUAUUGAUGGCUUGAAAUGUGGCCGUGAGUGGUCAGUAGUAAGUCAGCUCUCAAACGCUUUACACAUAUGGCUAAAUCAAUGCUAAUCCUAUCAACCACCAUCUUCGUGUGGAGAAUCACUAAUUAUUAUUUAAAAACGAGCCUUGAAUCGAGGACACACGAAUAAUAUUCCAGUUCAAAUCUCCUCUUUUUAACGUUCAAAAAUUCCUCCAAAAUUUACCUCGAAGCAAAGACUCACGAUUAGCUUAUGGUUGAUAUUGAAAAAAAAAGUUGAAUAAUGGUGCAAUAUCACUUGAAUUUGAUUUACGAUCACGUAAAUUGACUUGCUCAUCCAGAAAUGCCCCCCUAAAACCCCUAAAUCGUUUAGUAUUGUUCAACAAGGAAGUUAUAAAAUCAUAUCACAGACGUACCAACCGCUCUAAUGGGUUGCAAAAGAACCAUUAGUGAGUCAUAAAAUAAUUGUAAGAGCUAUUUUCUUGAGUGUUCUCUACACUGCUUUCUCUCGGUCUCUAGACGCUAAGCGCUUAAAAGGUUUAAUUAGAUUUUCUAUGCACCACAGAAAAGACAUAAAUCCGUUUUGGUCUUAGUUUUGUCAUUCUUAAAAGUCCUAAUUAACUUGGAUCAGCUCGUUGACAGCUUUUGACCAUUUGGAUCCAUUAGUAAGAUAAGUAAAUAGGUAAAAACCAGUUCUAAUCAAGCAUGAAGACUUAACUCUAGUUUUAGAGUUCGGCUAUGUAGUCAACAAAGAAUAAAUAGAUUGAUAGAAAUAUUUCUUGUAUAUAAAAAUCAAUGAAUAAAUUCAAAGUAAAUGUACA
Molecule: messenger RNA, 2255 nt
Organism: Actinia tenebrosa (Australian red waratah sea anemone)
Lineage: Eukaryota; Metazoa; Cnidaria; Anthozoa; Actiniaria; Actiniidae
Product: LIM domain transcription factor LMO4.2
Source: RefSeq, a predicted model, not a curated record